Alligator mississippiensis (American alligator) is the source of this 1164-nucleotide messenger RNA. It is a transcript of the gene NAA80, whose product is annotated as N-alpha-acetyltransferase 80, NatH catalytic subunit. Bases 93 to 1085 code for a protein of 330 amino acids. Gene Ontology annotation, cellular component: cytoplasm. The record is from RefSeq and is a predicted model, not a curated record. NCBI's taxonomy places the organism in Eukaryota, Metazoa, Chordata, Crocodylia, Alligatoridae. Gene Ontology annotation, molecular function: acetyl-CoA binding; N-acetyltransferase activity. The transcript is spliced from 2 exons. Gene Ontology annotation, biological process: protein acetylation.
CGCCCUCCGGGCGGCAGGCGGCGCUGCGCUGCGCUGCGGGCGGGCGGCGGAGCUAGGCGGCGGAGCAGGAGGCGGUGCCGGCAUUGAGAAGAAUGGGCUCUGUUUCGGAGAUGCUCACCAUAGUUCCCCUUCACCAGAGGCCGGAGUUAAUGGAGGCCUGUGCUGAACUCAUCAACGAAGAGUGGAAAAAGAGCAAAACCUCUCGCAUCUACUCCCUCCAGAAGUCCACAGACAGCUUCCCCCUGUGCCUGGUACUGAUUAAGACCCAGAGGACUGCAGAGGGUGCUACUGACGGAAAGAUGGUGGAGACCCAGCUGCUUGGGCAUGCCAGGCUGUCCCGUGUGGUUGGCCAGCCUAAGAGCUUGUUUAUGGAAACGGUGGUGGUCUCCAAGGCGCUGCGGGGCAAGGGGUAUGGCCGGAAGCUGAUGGAAGCUACAGAGCGCUACGCCAGGUCCCGGGGCUUUAGGCGCCUGCACCUCACCACUCACGACAAGCAACAUUUCUAUGCCCACUUGGGCUAUGCCUUGUCUGAGCCAGUGCAGAGCAUGGGGUUCAUGAGCUCCCUUGUCCCCAUGGGAUUCCUGGAGAUGUUCUCGAGUCCCCUGCACCAUGCUAGAGCUCCUACCCCUGCCCUGACACCUGGAACACCCAGCCCCACUGCAGCCCAGCUCAACAGUAGGACUUCAGGAGCAAAACCACCUUCACUACCAUAUGCUAUAGCUGCUGCCCAUCUGCCACCGCCGCCCCCACCUCUAUCUCCACCUGCUUGCUUCAUGACAGCUGCCAUUCCACCUCCUCCCCGGUUACCACCUCCUCCCCAUGCUUCCCCUCUCCACACCGCCUCUGCUGCUCUUGGCCUCCCAGCCCCACCAGCACCCCGUUUGCCACUACUGGCCAUGCAAGGAAGCUCUGCAUGUCUUCCACCUCCUCCACUGCCGCUCCCUUCUCUGUCAGGUUACAAGGGUUCUAGUGGACAUAUUGUCUCCAAUCCAGCAGCAAAGAAGACCUGUGGACAGAUGCUCCUGGAGACGCCAUAUCGUGAUCUCAGAGGACUCCCCAUCUUCUGGAUGAAGAAGGACAUUUGAGUCCAGUAUAAUGUGCCAAUGCAAAGCUGAUUAAAUGUUGGAGGGGCAGGGAGAAGUGGCUUGCCCUAACUCUUACCAA